This is a messenger RNA of Diatraea saccharalis (sugarcane borer), 3506 nucleotides long. The record is from the annotation of a GenBank genome assembly. NCBI's taxonomy places the organism in Eukaryota, Metazoa, Arthropoda, Insecta, Lepidoptera, Crambidae.
CAGGGACGGAGAACUCGAAUGUUAGGUGUGGUUAAAGAAAAUAUAACGUACAGUGUUCGCCGGUACACCUGACGUGCGGGCGUGCGGUCGAAAGCGCGUGGACACGAUCAGUUUUUUUUUUUAAUUUCGAACGCAUCGAAUUCCGGAACGAAACCAUAGCCGAAACGACGGCGUGUGUCGUGUGUGAUGUAAGCUCAUUGUCUAUAGACGCGGUGCUCGUGACAACAUGAUGACUAUGGACGUCGGGAUGUACAACAACCAGCAGAACGGUUACGGCAGCGCGGAGUACUACCAGCAGGGAGCGGCGUACCAGGCUCCUUACGAAGGUUACCACGAGGGAUACUACGAGCCACCAUCACAUUACUACGAACCGCUGUUGCAUACACAGCCGCCGCAUGAACACCCCACGACGCCUGUGAUCAGUACAGAUACGGGACUGUGUUACACCAAUUUGGACUACGGAGAACUGCAGCCGAACUAUCAGCUGCAUUCUUUACCUUCACACUCGGAGGCUUUCAAACAUAGAGAAGAUGUGCCAAGACAUGAUGAGAUGCAUUCCCACGACCAUAAAUUGGACAAUCACUAUCUAGAAACGAAGUAUAACAUGCAUUUUGUGGAUGAAGCUACGAUACAGUACAACCAUGGAGGUUCACCUUUGACCUGUGAAGGAUUCGACCAGUAUCAGCCUAAAGAGGAGUUCGGAGUGAGGGAAGGGUUCGGGCGGGAGGAGUGUUUGGGCCCUCACCAUCUGCAGGCGCACGCGUCCCACUCUGCCGUGCCUACUUACAAGUGGAUGCAGGUCAAAAGGAAUGUACCAAAGCCAACGGCACCAAAACUGAUGAUACCACCUGCGGAAUUCGUCAACCAAGGUGUCCUGGGUAGUCCUCAGGAGGGUCUACGAACACCCACCGGCAGCCAAAUGCUGUCCAACCCUCUACUCAACCUCAACAACACAGGCCGCACAAACUUCACCAACAAACAACUCACCGAACUCGAAAAAGAAUUCCAUUUCAAUAAAUACCUCACCAGAGCGAGAAGGAUAGAAAUAGCCUCCGCCCUACAACUGAACGAGACGCAAGUUAAAAUUUGGUUUCAGAAUAGGCGAAUGAAACAAAAGAAGAGAAUCAAGGAGGGCCUAAUCGCCGCCCCUGACGUCACCUCCCCUACUCCACAGCCUAACGGCUCCAAUGAAAAUAGUCGAGAGUCUAGUUAAGCCAUAGACAAUUUCUAAUAGUGAUUGCGUGAAGUUACGACACUAGUGCUUGAAGUGAACAGUACAAACUGUAAAAUAAGUGUCCGGGCUAUAUUUUAUGUAAAAAAAAAAGUUGUCGAAGUUAAUUAAAUUGUGCUUUGGAUGCUUUUCUUUUUAACAACUUUAUACAGGGUUACAUUAUGUUUUAAAACUGUAAAAAGAGUUAAACAAAAAUUUGUUGCUACAACUUUUCUGAUAAUUUACUAGAUAUUACUUAUUUUAAGUAUUUCUUUAGAAUUUUCAAAUUAUUUGCUGAUCAGAAUUUGUAACAGAACAAAUCCUUGCCAAAGUCUUUAAAAAAGAUUAUAAUUUAAACAGAAAAGCAUCUAAUGCACUAUGUAUAAGCCUAGUUUAGGACAAUAAGCUUUAUUACGCCAUUUGCCUAAAAGCAUUCUGACCACUUCAUUAUUAUAUAUAACAAUUUUUAGGUUACAGAGAGAUGAGUCAUUCCUAAUUUCUCUCUGAAACUCUAAGACAAAAUUAAUACUUUGUUAUUUAGUCAUGGUAAAUUUUAAUUUAAUAAACUUAAUUAAAACUGAUGUUGUGGCAUAAUACAUGGCAGAUUAGAUAAAUGUACCAUUUAAUUUCUCGGGCCAAUACGUUAUUUGUAUAUUAUUAGCUAUUUUGAAAGAUAGCGACGUGUUUUCCUAUCUUUUUUAAAGAUCUUAUGUUUUCAAUUGUUUUUGUAAUAGUUUAUCAAGUUAAUAUCUUUUAUCUGAACAUUGAAAUAUCGACCUUUAGACAAACGAAAUUAGGUUAGAUUCUACUGUUACUAAAAGAUAUCUUACCUAAGUUAUCUAUAAAUUAAAAGAUAAAUGUUAUCAGUUCCAAUUUUUAUAAACAACCUGUGAGAUUCUAGGUAUGAUAACAUAGGUCCUUAUACACAAUAUAUUUUUAUGAAAUAUAUAUUUUUUGUUAUGGUGCUGCUCUCAGAUUUGGCUGCAUACUAUUAUGUUAUUAACGAAAAAUAUUUUUUUUGAAAUAGUCGUUCGCCGUCUGUCUUGUCAUUGUCAAUAAAAUAUUAUUUUUAAUACGACCAAAUAAGCCCUUAAAUCACCGUCGAGAGUUUAGCUAUCCAGAUCUAUCUGCAGGACCAAUAACACAGCUUAAGCCCAUAAUUUACGGGUUCUUGUUAUGAUGCGACCCACCAUUUCCUUUUUGGCAACAUUUCAAGUUAAACAAGGCCAAAGGAAACAAUUACCUAGCAAACGGGGAUAAAAUUGUUUACCUUUAAACCUGUGGUAGCAAUCUAGGACAAAUUUUUCGAUAUUAUUCGCUAAGUGUUUAUUACGAUACCCAGUGGACAUGUUAAAUACUACAUGGCUUGCCAAAGUUGGCAACAGCGCAACUUCUAGAUUUCUAUGAAAGUCAGUUCACUAAUAACCCUUUCUUUGUAGAGACUGAAACAUUAAGGGAACUAGCCAAUAAUCGUAAAUAAAAAUGAAGAUACCGUUACAAGUAUUGACGAGACAGUUUAUGUGUAUCUGUGACGAGACAAAGAAUAGUAGCUUUUACUGCCCCACGCAAACUCAUAGGUGAUGCAUCAAAUCAAGUUCGUUUAUGCAGUAUAGGCUUAUAUAUAACACUUGUGAACGUCGAAUACUACGUCAUCGGUUUGCAAAAUUACUACGGGAGACUUAGAAGAACCGGCAUCUCAGCAAAGGCUCCUUUUUUCUCCAUGUUUUCAUUUCACACAAAGAAGUUUUUAAUGGAAAGUGACUUCAGGGAUUCUGGACAGGUUGUAACCACGUCGACCUGCUACUUCUGUGGCCAUGGUGGUAACCCACCAUGCAACCCAAAAAGGGAACUUCAGUGUAGAUUUGUACUACGUACGACUACUGGCGCCAUCUUUUGACGGUCGUGAUGUUCGAAAUUCAUACGCCACAUACAUAAAUAAAAAUAUAAUUAGCUGUAAAUAUUAGUGCAGAAAUUAGAGUACCACUUGCUAACUAGUAUAGUAUUAUACUACUUAUCAUACCAGUGUGCUAAUACAGUGUUUUCGCGAUAUAUAAUUAAGAAUUUUGAUUUGUAUUUUUUUUAUUUUAUAUAAAAAUUCUUUUAUUUUUUUAGACCAAAGCUCAUUUUUUCUAAUUUAUUUUAAAGGUACUAUAAUGUAAUUAACUGUGUACAGAUAAUUUAAAUCUAAAUCACUCUAUAUGUAUAUACAUGCGUGUUAAGUUGGUUUGUGUGUACAUUCCUUAUCAUUAAGUUAGUACCUACUAUUUUAUCAAUAAAUUAAUUAACCUAUUUUCAG